AUGGAAUCCUACUCUUCCCGCCCCAAAAAGACUGACAUUGUUCGCAAGCGAACAGGGUGUCAAAAUUGCAAAAAGAAAAGAAGAAAGUGCGACGAGACGCGCCCGGAAUGCCUUGCUUGCGUGAAGAAAGGAGUGAAGUGCAGCGGUUAUGAGCGCUCCGUGACCUUCAGAGACGUCACCACGCGGGCUGCCGAGUCUUCGCGGAAGUUCGAAGAGGCUAGAUGGGCCGCCCUACGUCUCGAGGAUGAGCGAAGAAAACAUCGCCGCCUCAGCUCAACUGGGGGGUCCUCCCCUGCCCCUCGGGAACCAUCAACGUUGAAGGAUGUCAUAGAACUACCGGCGAGAGAUGGUCCGUUGGCAGCUCCGGUUCCGGCACCUUUGCCCCCAUGGCACUCGACGAGCGCCGAGGACUGGCUCGCUGGGUCCUUCACGUUACCGUGGCCACUUUUCGACACUUCUAGUGCUUCCUCCACGGUGCAGGAUGCAUCUCAACAACAGCACGGAACGGCACAGUCGAAGAUCAACUCGGUUGAACUAGGACAACCUACACCGCUUGAAACCCCUGCUAGCCGCUUGAUGCCGACAAGAGGAGAACAAAACAGCUCGAUACCGACCGUAGAAGCUCCAAGCCCGGCCUUGACGACUGGCUGGGACGAGUUUCUCGUCACCGACGGCUCGUCUCCAGGGUCCUCCACAUCUACCUCAUCUCCUUUAGGCGAACCAACAAUAGACUGCCAGCUACCGAUACCUCUAGAAGAGGUCCUCAUCCAGCACUUCAAUAGAAACGUCCUCCCAUCAAUUCCAGUUGCCCUUUCCUUUCCGAACCUCUUCCGUCAGAGCAGCUGCUUUCGGUCGGCGGUACUAGCCCUCUCGGCCAGCAACAUCAAGCUGACGCAGCUUCUGCCCAUUGAUCCGCUUGUCCUCCGCCGAGUAUGUGACGACAGCAGCGUCUGGAUCUACUACGACACAGCCGUCAAGGGGCUCCAAGCCCAGCUUCAAAACGUGGAAACCCACCGCGGCGAAGAACUCGCGGGCGCCGCCUUAUUACUGGCAUACCACGAGCUGGAAGCCGGCACCGCUCUCGGAAUCAGGAACCACGCCACUGGCCUCGACGCCAUCGCUUCCAAGCUCGACUUUGCAGCGUCGUCUAUCCCCGACCUCUUCAAAGCUUGGCGAAUGCUUCGCUACGAUGUCCGAUUCAUGAUGACGCCGACGCGAUCGAGUUGCAACGCCGUAGAUAGUUACGAUGUGUCCAGCUUACUAGACCCGCAACUAACCAUUCGGGAUAUCCUGUCCAGGCUUCAUGGUCUUCAUGCACGGUAUGCAAUGGAAGCCUCAUUCAGCCAAGACACCACCGUCGAUGGCAGUAGCGCAUCAGAAAAGGUCGCCGUGUGGCUGAUAUCCGUCCUGGGCCGCGAAUGCGAUCGCCGCAACGUCCGUCUCAAGGACUUCCACAAGGAAAACCUUACAUCAGACACGAUAUUGCGGCAGUGUGAUGUCUUUUCUCACAGGCUGGAUAACUGGCACAAGGGGCUCUGCACCCAUGAUAUGCCGGUCGUCAAGCUCGGCACGGAUUCAGAUCUGAUUAGCGGCGCCACGUUUGAGACUUUCGUAACCUACCGUUUCGGUGACACACGAAAGGCUCUCGAGUACGUGAUUUAUCUCGUGUGCAGGAUGACGUGCAGUUACCUCCGCUCUCUAUUCGACCCGUCUGUCCAGUCUUCUGGCACGGAUGCCCUAGCCAAGGUCAUUCUUGGCAUCGUAUGCGGGAUGAACAUGCAGCAAAGACAGCAUUUUACUGUUCUUCGGGUGGAUGUCCUGCUCAGAAUGGCUGCGGGUUUGUCCGAAGACACCAACUUCAUCACCACCGUCCUUGACUACCUGCUUCCGAGGCUGAUUUCUUCGGGUCUCACGGGUCCUGACAUCGUUGCGUGGAUUUACUUGAAGUCGGCGUUAGAGCUCGAGCUCAGAGAGCGGAGAAAGGGCCGGGCAAUCAGAAUGACCAUCGAUGGAGUCGAGGAGGACUGUGAGAUGUGGCAACUGGUGAACAGAUAUCCCGUCGCUGCCUUUGGGGAUUACAAUGGGAAGGGGUACUUCAGGGAUUGCUACGUGAUUGAGUGUCUAGGCUGA
Molecule: messenger RNA, 2130 nt
Organism: Colletotrichum phormii
Lineage: Eukaryota; Fungi; Ascomycota; Sordariomycetes; Glomerellales; Glomerellaceae
Exons: 2
Coding region: 1-2130 (709 amino acids)
Biological process (GO): positive regulation of transcription by RNA polymerase II
Cellular component (GO): nucleus
Molecular function (GO): DNA-binding transcription factor activity, RNA polymerase II-specific; zinc ion binding; transcription cis-regulatory region binding
Source: RefSeq, a predicted model, not a curated record